AUUCACAACAAAUGCAAACGAGUGCUGGUGGGAAUUAGCGAAAUUUGUUGGUUCUUCUUAAAAUAUUAAGCUAUCGCAUGAACACCUUCUUUAUACAGAUAUAAAACUGCAACUCUUACAAAGCCCAUUCACAACAAAUGCAAACGAGUGCUGGUGGGAAUUAGCGAAAUUUGUUGGUUCUUCUUAAAAUAUUAAGCUAUCGCAUGAACACCUUCUUUAUACAGAUAUAAAACUGCAACUCUUACAAAGCCCCAUAAUAACCAAUCAUGAUCAUUCCUGUACGCUGCUUCACCUGUGGGAAGGUAAUUGGCAACAAAUGGGAAGCAUACCUUGGACUAUUACAAGCAGAGUAUACUGAGGGAGACGCGCUCGACGCACUCGGCUUGAAGAGGUAUUGUUGUCGACGCAUGUUGCUCGGUCACGUAGAUCUGAUUGAGAAACUGCUUAACUACGCGCCGCUGGAGAAAUAAUUCUGCUGUCGUUCCGUUUAUGUAUAGAUUAUGUAACAUCGUAUAAAACAUGCGCCUUGCAUUCAAGUUUAUCUUAAUAUCUGAGUAACGAAAAAAUACGAAAUCAGAGAAAUCGUUAAGGGGAAAGAAAUAAAUAAAAAAAGUUUCCUUCUAACCAUAACUAUUUUGUUACUUGGCCUAACCGAACAGAUACAAUAGAAACAACCGAUUUAAUAGGGUGAGACAUAGCCGGUUUUAUAUGAUGUAUAGUUUAAGAUAUUCUAUUGUGAUAAGUAAAAGUGUAAGAGUUUAAAGUACUUUAAAUAAACCCUAAAACCUAAAUAUUUUAUUUUUUUAUAGA
Molecule: messenger RNA, 810 nt
Organism: Pararge aegeria (speckled wood butterfly)
Lineage: Eukaryota; Metazoa; Arthropoda; Insecta; Lepidoptera; Nymphalidae
Gene: Rpb10
Product: DNA-directed RNA polymerases I, II, and III subunit RPABC5
Exons: 4
Coding region: 267-470 (67 amino acids)
Biological process (GO): tRNA transcription by RNA polymerase III; transcription by RNA polymerase II; transcription by RNA polymerase I
Cellular component (GO): RNA polymerase II, core complex; RNA polymerase I complex; RNA polymerase III complex
Molecular function (GO): zinc ion binding; DNA-directed RNA polymerase activity; DNA binding
Source: RefSeq, a predicted model, not a curated record